Messenger RNA from Topomyia yanbarensis, 1004 nucleotides. Its product is annotated as histone H2A-like. The transcript has a single exon. Lineage: Eukaryota; Metazoa; Arthropoda; Insecta; Diptera; Culicidae. The coding region runs from base 45 to 419 and encodes 124 amino acids. The record is from RefSeq and is a predicted model, not a curated record. Gene Ontology annotation, molecular function: protein heterodimerization activity; DNA binding; structural constituent of chromatin. Gene Ontology annotation, cellular component: nucleosome.
UGCAGUACGCAGUUGCUACGUGAAACAAAAAUCUAACAAACAAAAUGUCUGGACGCGGUAAAGGAGGCAAAGUUAAGGGAAAGGUAAAGUCCCGCUCGAAUCGUGCUGGUCUUCAGUUCCCUGUUGGUCGAAUCCAUCGUCUGCUGAGGAAAGGAAACUAUGCCGAACGUGUUGGAGCCGGAGCACCCGUCUAUCUGGCUGCUGUGAUGGAAUACCUGGCUGCGGAAGUGUUGGAAUUGGCAGGAAAUGCUGCCCGUGACAACAAGAAGACCAGAAUCAUCCCACGUCAUCUGCAGCUGGCCAUUCGCAACGAUGAGGAGUUGAACAAACUGCUCUCCGGAGUGACCAUUGCUCAGGGCGGUGUUCUGCCAAACAUCCAAGCCGUGCUACUCCCCAAGAAGACCGAAAAGAAGGCCUAAAUCGAAUGCUGAACCAACUCUUGUACAAAACCGUCCUUUUCAGGACGACCACAUAUUUGCGAUAAAGAUAAAUUUGAAAUUGUUUCCGAUGGGGGACUUAGUGGUCUAGUAAUGGUGGAUCUGCCCAAAAAUGCCGAAGAUGAGGCUAAUAAUCACUCAGGGGUAAGAUUACAUGGUUCAUAGCAAACCUGCAAAUCUGAGUAUUAAUCAAACGAUCAACUCAAUUGGAAUCAAGCUAUGAUGGAUAUAUGUUGCUGUAAAUAUUGUAUUUAAUGCCGUUUUAUAGUGCAAUACCACUGGCAUGACGCUCUGGAGCAUGAUUUUGAGGACUAUGUUUAAAAUUCCCAUGGUUCCUAAUUCAAUCGCUGACUUUUUUGGAGUAUUGCUCGAUUCACCAGAUUGUAGAAAAGCGUAAAUAUUACAUGAUAAAAAUAAUGUACAUAAUUUUAAGACAGAAUUUCCUGAUUCAAAGAGUAGGGGAUCUGCAUAAUAAAAAAUCAGAACAACCAAAAAUGUCAUAGGUAAUCGUUUAUAAUUGUACCAUACCUACUAGACACAUUGGUUUCAAAAUUUUAGAAUGACACU